AUGCAUAGGGCGCUCCUCUUACCCGAGGUUGUGGCAGCGAUCAUAAGGUCUGGUAAGACAGAAGCUGGCUUGCUUCACAACUGCUUGCUUGUCAACAGAACCUUCUCGUUCGAGGCCUGCAGAAUCCUCUGGAAAGGGUGUUAUGGCAUCUUCGGAGUCGGACACGUAACCCCCACCAUCAGCAUUCUUGCCAAUAUGGUUUUGCGCGAAGGCAUUGGUCGCAGCCGUGCGCAAUACUAUGCCAACUUCAUCCGCGUACUCGUGUUCCAGGAGGAUCACAAGGCUGAUGAUGCAACAUGGCAUCCUCAACUUCGCAAGCUGCAAUUCCCUUUGUUGGAAGACUUGAAUAUAUGGAAAACAAGAGCAGCUGAAGAAUUCAACACAGAGGAGAACAUUCUUCACUACGUACACCCAGGUCUUCGGGACCUUCGUGUGGACGCGAGUGGUCCACUGUCCGACUUUUUUCUCAAAGAAAUUUCUCGUCUGUGCCCACAUCUUCAACAACUUGAUAUCGAUUUUAAGAACGUCACAAUCACUAAGAAGGGUCUCGCUAGCUUCCUGCGGAAGAUGUCAUCUUUGGAAGGUCUUCACGUAGCUGCUCUGGAUGGAAGCUGGUCAGCAGAAGCACUUGCCGCCGUGUCUGUGUAUGAUCGACUGCAGCUGCUCCAUGUUCCGUCGACCCCAGAACCCUGGUUUAAUACUGUCGACACGGUGUCUAGCUCGCCUUACUUCCCAGCAUUGAAGUACUUCUAUUGCUUGGAUACGACUGGAAAAGCUUUAGUUCGGUUGCACAGUCUCAAUCCCCGGCUAGAGGCCCUCCAUAUAUAUAACGGAAACCUUCAGGGAUCGGAUGAUGUUUUGUCCGCAUGUGCACAGUUUUCACAGCUCGUGAAAUUUCGUUAUCAGCCAGAGAAGGAUGCGCAAAUCACCGGACAUACGCUUUUGAAACUGGCGCAGUGCUGCCCAUUGCUCACCUCGUUAUCCAUCGGCCAAGACCAAGCUGUGCCUCCAAUUGCAACAGACAUAACUGACUCUAUCGUAUCCCUGAUAGCCGAAAACCUACUAAAUUUGAAGGAGCUAUAUCUCAUCUUCGAAACAACGCUUCCACCAGGCAUUGCCACGACCUUGUCGUCUCUGAGCAAAAAUUGCAACAAGCUGGAACGACUCGAGAUCUCCUGCGGGUCAGAUUGGCAAUCAAUAACCCUUCUCCCCAAGAAAGCCUUGUUCCCAAACCUAUGGACAAUUACCCUUCGGCCUCAUCUCCACAUGGAGAACUUUCUGACUAAAGCGGAUUUUGAUCAACUCUUUGGCUACUUUCAGACACACGCAGCGGAGUGGUUCCCGAAAGUCGAAUACUUCACCAUUGACGAGGCCGACAGUUGGGAGCAAGAACUCAACGACCACAUGUACGCUGUCGGCUACAAACGAGAAUAUGGAAGUGAAGUCGCGAGCAAUGACGGAAACGAUGAAAGGAACCGUGAUGUGGACUACGACCGUGAUGCUUUCGAAGAGAAGGAAAUGAAAGACUUGAAGGGGUAG
This is a messenger RNA of Ascochyta rabiei, 1539 nucleotides long. RefSeq lists its product as uncharacterized. NCBI's taxonomy places the organism in Eukaryota, Fungi, Ascomycota, Dothideomycetes, Pleosporales, Didymellaceae. The record is from RefSeq and is a predicted model, not a curated record. Gene Ontology annotation, cellular component: SCF ubiquitin ligase complex. The transcript has a single exon. Gene Ontology annotation, biological process: SCF-dependent proteasomal ubiquitin-dependent protein catabolic process. The coding region runs from base 1 to 1539 and encodes 512 amino acids.